GAAGGCGAGAAGUGAGGUUAUGGUGCAUAUGUCAGAUGGUGUGUGAGUGAAACUUUUCACGGGAAGAGAGGAAAAAAGUUAAAAAUAGCACAAAUAUGAAUAAAUUUAUUUGUUUAUUGUGAAGAGAUACAUAGGGGAGAAAACAUGAAUCACAUUGGGACAAAAGAGAAGAAUAACUUCACCAGUUAUUUGGCGGAAUAUCAGACUGAUCAGGACAGCGGUGGGGAUGCGGACGCGAGCCUAAAGCCGAAACUCCUGCACGGAGAGCUGGAAGUGGCACGCGCCACUCAGGUUGUCCUACAUCCUCCAGUGACGAAUAAGAAUGACUCCAGUGCCGGAAAGAUGGGGCUCCUUGUGGUCACGAACUUCAAGUUGUCUUUCAUCUCUGUUGAGGAUUCACAAAGUGCUAAUUUUGUUUACCAAGAAAACAUCUUUCUGGGGAAGAACGACGUGACUCUGUCCAAUAUCGACCUGAUCUACCAGGUGGUGGAUAAGAAGAAGAAAAUUGUGAGUCCUCAGGUGAAGAUCAGCUCGAAAAUUGACUAUCUCCUCGUAAUUUGCAAGAACUUCCGGAUGCUAAGGUUUGGCUUCAAGGAGUCCAAAGCCGGAAGUGGAAAACACAUUGCGGAUGCCUUACUAAGAUUUGCAUUUCCUACGCAGCAUAAUUUAAUAUUUUCAUACAGAUACAAAGAAAAGUAUUACAACACCAUCCGGAACGUGGCGAUGUUCAACAAAAAGUCUGACUGGGUGUCUGAGCUGCAUCGCUGUGGUGCUAGUACAAAGGAUUGGCGAGUGCUGUACAUAGACGGCCAGCAGAAGUUGCCGGACGGCUCGAUGCCCGCGAGCUACGUAAUACCCAAAGACAUCACCGAUGAGGACUACUUCCAGGCAGCAGAGACGUUCUGCGACAAACGGAACGCCGUGUGGGUGUACCAGUACGAGCGGGCGUCGCUCAUCAGGAUGGCAGAGCUGAGAGACAAGACCAAUAGCCGGGUGGAGAAUCUGGUGUUUGAGCGCGUGAGAGCGUGCCAUCCGACGAAGAGGCAGCCCCACAUCAUGGAUCUCACAAAGCCUACCCUCGAGGCCAUCGGCAGCAGCUACAGGAAGCUGCGACAGCUGUGCACACCCGACAGCCCCAAGAGCUUCUCUGAUCAGGAUGACAAGUUCCUCAAGCACCUGGAGGCCUCCUCAUGGCUCCUCCACGUAUCGCAUUGCCUUAGCUACGCCCAGGAAGUGGCGGAACGCAUGAAGAAUGGAGAGACGGUGAUUCUGCAGGAGAACGAGGGUCGAGACAUGUGCUGUGUCAUCUCCAGCCUCACGCAAAUCAUCCUGGACGCGUACGUGCGCACGAUAAACGGCUUCCAGUCGCUGGUGCAGAAGGAGUGGGUGGCCCUGGGGCAUCCCUUCAGUACUCGCCUUGGGCAUGUAAAUAGCGCGGACACGGAGGAUUGCCCCCUCUUCCUGCUCUUCCUCGAUUGCACUUGGCAGCUCCUGCAGCAGUAUCCACAGGAUUUUGAGUUCACCGAGACGUACUUGACCACGCUGUGGGAUGCCGCCUUCAUGCCCCUCUUCGACACAUUCCAGUUCAAUUCGGAGCGCGAGCGACUCGUGGCGCGCAACGAGGGACUCAUUCUUCGAUCCGUGUGGGAUUGGGGUGAACAGUUUGCCGACAAGGACAUCGUCUACUUCUCGAAUCCCUGCUACCGUCGACCUGUCGUGGAGCCGUCCCGGCGAUCUGUCGUGCUGCCUGCCUCAGCCGUGCCGCUGCCCAUCAUUGGGGCGCCGGACUAUCAUCCGGUGCAGCCACUGACGGGCGGCGCGUGCUCCAGAGCCAGCAUCAUGCCAGUCGAUUCCGCGGACACGCGUAUAAUCCUCAGUCCGCAGUGCUCAGUCAAGUGGCUGGACAUAUGGGUGCAGUGCUACUAUCGGUGGCUGCCCAUUGUUGAGAUCCCCAAUGGUGGGACGCCGCAGGUGGAGCUCUUCCAUCGCGUCAUACUCAGCAAUGUAAGCAAGCUGCAGCAGGCCCUCCAGACGCGCGACUUCGACGAGCUGCCACAACAUCAAAACGGCACGGAGCGCACGGGACCGAAUUUGCCUGCCGUCAACUCCUUCUUCCCCUUCAGCCGCACCAAGUCCGAUUCCACAGAGCUCACCGAAAUCCUCAUCGCCAGCAAUCACGCCCUCGUGGACGGCUCCAUCUUCGAUGCCAUCUCGCAGGCUCACAUUGAGUAGCUGUCCAACAGGAGCAGCG
Molecule: messenger RNA, 2251 nt
Organism: Phlebotomus argentipes
Lineage: Eukaryota; Metazoa; Arthropoda; Insecta; Diptera; Psychodidae
Product: myotubularin-related protein 10-B
Exons: 6
Coding region: 145-2232 (695 amino acids)
Source: RefSeq, a predicted model, not a curated record